Messenger RNA from Paralichthys olivaceus (Japanese flounder), 1568 nucleotides. RefSeq names its product TruB pseudouridine (psi) synthase family member 2 (gene trub2). Gene Ontology annotation, biological process: RNA processing; pseudouridine synthesis. The record is from RefSeq and is a predicted model, not a curated record. Lineage: Eukaryota; Metazoa; Chordata; Actinopteri; Pleuronectiformes; Paralichthyidae. Gene Ontology annotation, molecular function: RNA binding; pseudouridine synthase activity.
CGGUAAGGACAAGCAGCUGUCAAAACGUACAGUGCCGGUCACAGUGUAGAGGGUAAAACAAAUCCUGUUUAGAAAACAUGGCGUGUUGACAUCGUGACGACCUGAGGUUCUCAGCUCAAUGGCGACUCCAGCUGUUCGCAUGCUCCGCAGGUUGGAGGGUUUGUUCUGUGUCUACAAACCUUCCGGUGUUCACUGGAAACUCGUCCGGGACAACAUCGAGACAAGUCUUCUUAAAGGUUUAAACUCAGUUCCACAGCAGCCUUGUCCUCAGGAGAUUCGCUUCCUGGCUCAGCCGGGCGGUGACAGUGAAACACCCAGAGGACUCAUCCUGUCUGCAGCCUCUGUCCCUGCUCUGUCCAAACACCCUCUGGUAACUGGACCUAUAUUCCAGCAUGUUCGAGUCGGAGUCGGACAUCGCCUGGACGCCUCCUCCUCUGGAGUUUUAGUUCUUGCAGUUGGGAAUGGAAACAAGGUCCUGAACGAUCUCUACAAAACACGAAUCACAAGGGAUUACACAGUGGAGGGGACGUUUGGGAGUGCGACAGAAGAUUUCUCUGACACGGGUCGUGUUGUGGAAAGAUCCACUUAUGAUCACAUCACACUGGAUAAGCUGAACCGAGUUCUGGCCAUGCUGCAGGGAGCCAAUCAAAAGGCCAUGUUAAUGUAUUCCAACGUAGACAUGCGCUCACAGGAGGCCUAUGAGAUGGCUGUGCAAGGCCUGCUGGGUCCGGAGGGGAAAUCUGUGCCUAUUGUGACAGGCCUGCGCUGCGUUCACUUCCAGCCUCCCAACUUCACAUUAGAGGUGCAGUGCCUAAAUGAAACACAGAGAUAUUUGCGCAAAGUUGUGCACGAGAUAGGACUUGAGCUGCGCAGCACGGCAGCGUGUACAGGAGUCAGACGGACCAGAGACGGACCGUUCACACUGCAGGACGCUCUGACAUGUCACCGCUGGACGGCCUCUGGUGUCAUGCAGGCCAUCCAACAAUACCACUCCAGUCAGAAAAACAAAAGACGCUCCCAGUCACAGAUCAAGAAUCCACAAUUACAACCACCUGAGGAGAAUGUGAAAGAGUCGUCAACAUGAAACCAACGAGGAAGCAGCGGCAGCAGGUAGAAGGAAAUGACUUGAUGUUGAUAUAAACUAUAUAUAUAUAUAACAAUAAAACUGCUCUACAGUGACUCAACGAGUCUGGAGGCUGACCUAAAUCUUACACACUGGACCUUUAAGUGUUUUUUUAUUUUUUAUCUUGAAAUAAACUGAAAAAGAAUUUGACUAAACAUUUGAACUUUUUUUUUUCCUGCCAUUUGAUGGUUGGAGCUUGUGUGUGUACAGACCACAGACUGUAAGCACAGACAGGAUGUGGAGCAGUGUAUUUUGAUAAGGUGGUUGGAGCCAUAAUUCUGAUGAUUCCCCUGCUUUAUUUGUACAAAUACUCCCCCAAGUGGUGAAAAGUCAAACCUACCCCUUAUGCAAUAUUAAACGUGUUCAACCAGUUAUUCAUGAGAUCAGAUCUUGUAGUGUGUUUAUCAAAAGAAUAAAAAAGAGCCGGAAAUGAAAUUACAUUAUC